Molecule: messenger RNA, 1812 nt
Organism: Drosophila gunungcola (fruit fly)
Lineage: Eukaryota; Metazoa; Arthropoda; Insecta; Diptera; Drosophilidae
Exons: 2
Coding region: 128-1315 (395 amino acids)
Biological process (GO): protein processing
Cellular component (GO): plasma membrane
Molecular function (GO): metalloendopeptidase activity
Source: RefSeq, a predicted model, not a curated record
GAGAAUUCCAGUGCCUGCACAAACUUUUCCGAAUACGCGUGUGGCAAAAACGCAGAACGCCACAAAGGUGAACUCUUUAGCGGAAUUUUCCAGGAGAUAAGCCACAAGGUUAACCAUUACCUUAUCGAUGAGCUGCCUCAAAGCUUCGCUUAAAACGCGAAAGAUAGGGCAUUUCUUGAGACUGGCGCCUCCAGGCGAGGGACUCACUUGGCCCCUUUUGACGACAAGUGGAACCGAACUUAAGUGGAUGAACAGCCUGGCAUAUCUAUAUAGCCAAUACGGUUUCACCAAUGUUUUAGUCGACGUGCAGCUCAGAAAGAAUUAUGAAAACAGUACGGAGCACAUUUUCAAGCUAAAGAACCCGAAGAUAGACAAGCUGUUCGAUUAUGGAGCAGCACUAAGAAUUCUUUUUGACUUGAAUAUAGUAGCGAGGCUGCCUCUCUUACAAAACUUAAAAAAGCUGGAGUCGGAUAUUCAGAAUCUAGCCAAAUUUCACGACAAUGGAAAUAUCCAGGUAAUGAGUGUGGAACAGUUGUCGAGAAGAACCGGUUGCGAAUGGCAGGAGUUCAUCCAGACAAUAGUUGGACCCGAAACUCAACCCAGCUUCCGGUUGGAGGUGGAGAACUUUGACUACUUUAUCGCCCUUAAGCGGCUUAUAGACUCCACCGACGCCGAAUUGCUGGGUAACUACAUAAUGAUCCAAUUCGCCAUAUUUCUGCAGGAGGAAAUCGAGGACGGCGGUUAUACCAUCGAUUGCAUCAAGUAUGUGCGGCGCAACAUGUAUGUGGCCGCAAGCAUACUCAUUAUGGAACGCUUUGUACCACAUCUGCCAAUGUUCCAUCAGAAAAUUGAGAAAAUCUUCGAAGAGAUUCGCCAGCAGUUGCUCCUACAAAUCGAGCACAAUCGCCUUGGUCUGACCAGUAAGCAAAAAGAUAUGGUUUCAAGGAAGAUUAGGGCUACUAUUCUCAAUGUAGGCAACCUGCCCAGUCGUUCCCACCAUCGGGAAUUUCUUAACAAAUACUAUGAGGACUUGGAGAUUCCUGUGGCGGAUAAGGACUUUGCACGGGAACACCUCAAUCUACUGCGGUUCAACACUAGAAAGACGGUAACGCAACUCAAUGAGUCGGUUCUGAAUGCGAACAUGGAUUUUAUUCUGCCCGAACCAGCAAGGAUUACAAGCUCUGGGCCGUACUAUCUCAGCCCCGAGAAUGUUAUCGUCCUGCCAGUGGAGCUUCUGCAGGAGCCUUCUUCCUGUUGGACAGCUACGAUGUGUUUGCAUAUAGCUCAAUGGGCUUUGUUCUGGCCCGGGAACUAAUGCACGCCAUCGACAAAGACAAUGUCCAAUACGACAGCAAGGGAACAUUGAAUGAAACUGGCAUUGAAAUCGCAAAUUUGCCCCGGUUCAAGGAGGGUUUGGAGUGCUUGAGUAAUACAAACUUCAUCAACGAUCGCCUGGCCGAUAUCGGUGGGCUAAAUCUCGCCUACUCCGCUUACUUGGAAAGCAAUAAAAACAGUUCAAAGGACGUCAGCUCAGAAAAUUCUAAUAGGAACCAAGGUGCAAGGAACUUUACCAACCUUCCACUUCAGCAGGUAUUUUUCCUUAAUUUGGCGCAGUCCUUCUGCACAGAUGGCUUUCCGAAUGUCGACGGUCAGGAUGAUGAAACCUGGCGUUUGGAGCAAAUGCUGAUCAGCUCCGCUCCGUUUGACAGGGCUUUUGAGUGUCCAGCGAAGGACCGUCAGUGCGAGCUGUGGUGAAAAAAUCAACCAGGAGUGCGAUUGAUUAUGGAACAUAAAUAAAAUGUUAAAAAAAUG